This is a messenger RNA of Chionomys nivalis (European snow vole), 2547 nucleotides long. Its product is annotated as flavin-containing monooxygenase 1. Gene Ontology annotation, molecular function: flavin adenine dinucleotide binding; NADP binding; N,N-dimethylaniline monooxygenase activity. The transcript has 11 exons. The record is from RefSeq and is a predicted model, not a curated record. Lineage: Eukaryota; Metazoa; Chordata; Mammalia; Rodentia; Cricetidae. Bases 542 to 2140 code for a protein of 532 amino acids.
AGCUCCCUCAGCCAGUGACCCUGGAGGAACUGGGCUGCCAUCCCAGUAAGGAAGAGAGCUGGGUCUUUGUCCUGGGAGCAUAAAGUCAGAUUACUAAACUUCUGUGUUCACUGGAUUUGCUCUCGUUGGACAGCCUGGGCCUGUCAUUAUUCUGAGAAAUUUGCACACACUCAAGAGGAAUGUGCGGGUAUCUGCCUGCAUGGAUACGGAUAACUGCUUAGAAACUACGUAAGAGAGUCACACUGGUUAGUCAGCUAAUCCAGCGCUGAAAGCAGCUACAGGAUAAUUUCCUGAAACAAUCAAUAAGGCCUUCAAGUCCAUUUGAAACAUACUUUUAAAAGCUCGAUUUUGCCACCUUUUACCACAGAAGCUCCUGAAGAGCUGCUUUGCGUAACUACACGAGGUGUUAUUGAAUGGAACACAGCCCUGACUCGUGUUAAAACAGUGUGACAUGACCCAGGAUCAAGCCAGUAUUCCAGCACUCGGGAGCUUGACUUAGGAGACUGGCGGAAGCCCAAGGCCAGCCUGGGUUACAUCGAACAUGGUGAAGCGAGUUGCCAUCGUGGGAGCCGGUGUCAGUGGCCUGGCCUCCAUCAAAUGCUGCCUGGAGGAGGGACUGGAACCCACCUGCUUUGAGAGGAGCGAUGACCUGGGAGGACUUUGGAGAUUCACUGAACAUGUUGAAGAAGGCAGAGCCAGUCUUUACAAGUCUGUGGUUUCUAACAGUAGCAAAGAGAUGUCUUGUUACUCAGAUUUUCCAUUCCCAGAAGACUACCCAAACUUUGUGCCAAAUUCUCUGUUCCUGGAAUAUCUCAAGCUAUAUGCAAGCCGGUUCAACCUUCUGAAAUGCAUUCAGUUCAAGACCAAAGUAUGCAGUGUAACAAAAUGCCCGGAUUUUGCUACCUCUGGACAAUGGGAAGUGGUCACUCUCCAUGAAGGGAAGCAAAGCUCAGCUAUAUUUGAUGCUGUCAUGGUCUGCACUGGUUUUCUAACUAAUCCUUACUUGCCACUGGAUUCCUUUCCAGGUCUAAAAAACUUUAAAGGACAGUACUUCCACAGUCGACAGUAUAAACAUCCGGACAUAUUUAAGGACAAGCGAGUCCUUGUGGUCGGAAUGGGAAAUUCUGGCACAGAUAUUGCUGUGGAGGCCAGCCAUUUAGCAAAAAAGGUGUUCCUCAGCACCACCGGAGGGACAUGGGUAAUCAGGCGUGUCUUUGAUUCAGGUUACCCGUGGGACAUGAUAUUCAUGACACGAUUUCAGAACAUGUUCAGAAAUUUUCUCCCAACUCCAAUUGUGAGUUGGUUGAUGUCAAAAAAGAUGAACAGCUGGUUCAACCAUGUGAAUUACGGUGUGGCUCCUGAAGACAGGACUCAGCUGAGAGAGCCUGUGCUAAAUGAUGAGCUCCCAGGCCGUAUCCUCACUGGGAAAGUAUUGAUCAAGCCAAGUAUCAAGGAGGUGAAGGAAUACUCUGUCAUGUUUAACAACACCCCAAAGGAAGAGCCUAUCGAUAUCAUCGUCUUUGCCACUGGAUAUACCUUUGCUUUCCCUUUCCUCGACGAAUCUGUAGUGAAAGUUGAGGAUGGCCAAGCAUCACUGUACAAGUACAUCUUGCCUGCACAUCUGCCCAAACCAACUCUGGCUGUGAUUGGCCUCAUCAAACCCCUGGGCUCCAUGAUACCCACAGGAGAAACACAAGCUCGAUGGGUUGUUCAGGUUCUAAAAGGUGCGACCACAGUACCACCCCCAAGCGUCAUGAUGGCGGAAGUUAAUGAAAGGAAGAAAAACAAGCACAGCGGGUUUGGUUUGUGCUAUUGCAAGGCUUUGCAAGCAGACUAUAUACCAUACAUCGAUGACCUCCUGACCUCUAUCAAGGCAAAACCGGAUCUGCGUGCCAUGCUCCUGACCGACCCACGCCUGGCUCUGAGCAUCUUCUUUGGCCCAUGCACACCAUAUCAUUUCCGCCUGACUGGUCCAGGAAAAUGGGAAGGAGCCAGAAAUGCCAUCUUGACCCAGUGGGACAGGGUGCUAAAAGCCACCAAAACUCGAAUUGUACCAGAGUCCCCUUCUCCCUUUGAAACUUUGUUCAAACUCUUUAGUUUUCUGGCCUUGCUUGUGGCUGUUUUCUUGGUUUUCCUGUAAGUAUAAGAUCUAACUGGCCUUUCAGGUGCAAGGAGUGCUAUGCUCCAACCCCUCUAAUGUAGUAAGUUUGCCUUCAUAGUCAUAAACCAUGUCCAGAGAGUGAAACCCAAGUCCUCCCCUUCCCAGCUCACCCCACGGGCACCCUGGUAUUUCUGAGCCUCUAACAACUUUAUUGGGUUUAAUUCAAAAAGAUAAUACCCAACAAUUUUGUUCAUUUAAAGCGCUGGGAGGAUCCAGGCCCAUUUUGAGGGAGGAGUUGCCCCAGAGAAAGAACACUUUGAGUAUUCUUUCCCCUGAACACUCUUUUCCUGAAGCCUCAUGAAAACCCCUACCUCGCAGAAUCUUGGUUUGCACUCAAAUGGUUCUCUGUGUAUUGACUGACUAUAAAUAAAGUGGAAGAAACUCAU